CAUAUAACAAACUUCAUUAUUGGUGAAUUUGUUACGGUAGGGUAUAAAUUCUCCUUAACAUUCUUGUUCAUAAGGAUUAUGCAUGUAUUUACACAAUUCCCAUACUAUACUCACCUUAUACUAUCUUCUAAUCUGGUCUCUUUUACCUCAGGGCAUGUGUUUGCUUUUGGAGAAUCUAGGGCUUUAGCAAUUGCAAAUAUGGUUCUAGGGCUGAAGGAGAUUCAAAUUCGGGGAGAAAUCCGUACCAAUGUUGAUUACACCAUUGAUCUUCUGAAUGCUUCUGACUACAGAGACAACAAAAUUCACACAGGUUGGCUAGAUAGUAGAAUUGCAAUGCGUGUUAGAGCAGAGAGGCCUCCCUGGUAUCUUUCUGUUGUUGCAGGGGCACUCUAUAAAGCUUCUGCUAGCAGUGCAGCUUUGGUUUCAGACUAUGUUGGCUAUCUUGAAAAGGGACAAAUCCCUCCCAAGCACAUAUCUCUUGUCCAUUCUCAAGUGGCCUUGAACAUUGAGGGAAGCAAAUAUACAAUUGACAUGAUACGAGGUGGAUCUGGAAGUUAUAGAUUGAGAAUGAAUCAAUCAGAGAUAGAAGCAGAAAUACACACUUUACGUGAUGGAGGUUUGCUAAUGCAGCUGGACGGAAACAGUCAUGUAAUAUAUGCAGAGGAAGAAGCAGCUGGAACUCGCCUUCUAAUAGAUGGAAGAACUUGCUUGCUUCAGAAUGAUCAUGAUCCAUCAAAGUUGGUGGCGGAGACACCAUGCAAGCUUUUGAGAUAUUUGGUCGCGGAUGACAGUCAUGUUGAUGCUGACACACCAUAUGCUGAAGUUGAGGUCAUGAAAAUGUGCAUGCCUCUUCUUUCACCUGCUUCUGGAAUUAUUCAUUUCAAAAUGUCUGAAGGUCAAGCAAUGCAGGCUGGUGAACUUAUAGCAAGUCUUGACCUAGAUGAUCCUUCAGCUGUAAGAAAGGCAGAGCCCUUCACAGGGAGCUUCCCACUCCUGGGACCUCCUACUGCAAUUUCUGGUAAAGUUCAUCAGAAAUGUGCAGCAAGCUUAAAUGCUGCAAGGAUGAUUCUUGCUGGGUAUGAGCACAAUAUUGAUGAAGUUGUGCAAAGUUUGCUUAAUUGUCUUGAUAGUCCUGAGUUGCCUUUCCUUCAAUGGCAAGAGUGCUUGGCUGUUCUGGCAACCCGUCUUCCCAAAGAUCUAAAAAAUGAGCUGGAAUCAAAAUAUAAGGAGUUUGAGAGGAUUUCAAGCUCCCAAAUUGUUGAUUUCCCUGCCAAAUUAUUGAAGGGAAUUCUUGAAGCUCAUCUUUCUUCCUGUCCCGAGAAAGAAAAAGGAGCCCAAGAAAGACUAGUUGAACCUCUUCUGAGUCUUGUUAAGUCUUAUGAGGGUGGACGAGAGAGCCAUGCCCAUAUAAUUGUUCAAUCCCUUUUUGAAGAGUAUCUUUCUGUUGAGGAAUUAUUUAGCGAUAAUAUUCAGGCUGAUGUAAUUGAACGUCUGCGUCUUCAAUACAAGAAGGAUUUAUUGAAGAUUGUUGAUAUUGUGCUCUCUCAUCAGGGCAUCAAGAGUAAAAAUAAGCUGAUAUUGCGUCUAAUGGAUAAAUUGGUUUACCCUAAUCCUGCUGCUUACAGGGAUCAGUUAAUCCGUUUUUCUUUACUCAACCAUACAAGUUAUUCUGAGUUGGCACUAAAGGCAAGUCAACUGCUGGAACAAACUAAAUUAAGUGAACUUCGAUCCAACAUUGCUAGAAGUCUCUCUGAACUAGAGAUGUUCACAGAGGAUGGUGAAAAUAUUGAUACUCCCAAGAGGAAGAGUGCCAUCAACGACCGAAUGGAGGACCUUGUCAGUGCUCCUUUGGCUGUUGAAGAUGCCCUUGUGGGUUUAUUUGAUCACAGUGAUCACACCCUCCAGAGGAGGGUCGUUGAAACUUAUAUUCGCAGACUCUACCAGCCUUAUCUUGUCAAAGGGAGUGUUAGGAUACAAUGGCACAGAUCUGGUCUUAUUGCCACGUGGGAGUUCUAUGAUGAGUACAUUGAAAGGAAGAAUGGGGUUGAAGACCAAACUUCGAAGAAAUCAGUGGAGGAGAAAGACAGUGAGAAAAAGUGGGGAGUGAUGGUUGUAAUUAAAUCUCUUCAAUUUUUGUCUGCAAUUAUCAGUGCUGCAUUGAGGGAGGCGACCAGUAACCUUCAUGACGCACUGACCAGUGGUUCUGCGGAACCAGUUAACCAUGGUAAUAUGAUGCAUAUUGGAUUAGUGGGCAUCAACAACCAGAUGAGUUUAUUGCAAGACAGCGGUGAUGAGGAUCAGGCUCAAGAAAGAAUCAAUAAAUUAGCUAAAAUACUCAAAGAGCAGGAAGUAGGCUCCACCAUUAGAGCUGCAGGUGUCGGUGUAAUCAGUUGUAUCAUCCAAAGGGAUGAAGGACGUGCCCCAAUGAGGCACUCUUUUCACUGGUCAGAAGAAAAGCUGUACUAUGCAGAGGAACCUCUGUUGCGCCAUUUGGAACCUCCUCUAUCCAUUUAUCUUGAAUUGGACAAACUUAAGGGCUAUGAGAAUAUACGGUAUACUCCAUCUCGUGAUCGUCAAUGGCACCUCUACACGGUUAUGGAUAACAAGCCACAACCAAUUCAAAGAAUGUUUCUUCGCACACUUCUAAGACAGCCAACCACAAAUGAAGGAUUUUCUUCAUAUCAAAGGCUAGAUGCAGAAACAUCUCGGAUCCAAUUGGCUAUGUCCUUUACUUCAAGAAGCAUUUUUAGGUCCUUGAUGGCUGCAAUGGAGGAGUUGGAACUUAAUGCACACAACGCCAAUAUAAAACCUGAGCAUGCUCAUAUGUACCUCUAUAUCAUACGGGAGCAACAAAUAGACGAUCUUGUUCCCUAUCCCAAGAGAAUUAAUGUAGAUGCUGGGAAAGAAGAAACAACAGUUGAGGCAAUUUUGGAAGAACUGGCACAGGAGAUCCAUUCAUCCGUUGGUGUAAGAAUGCAUAGAUUAGGGGUUGUUGUGUGGGAAGUCAAGCUCUGGAUGGCAGCCGUUGGACAGGCAAAUGGUGCUUGGAGGGUCAUUGUGAACAAUGUGACUGGUCAUACAUACACUGUACAUAUAUACCGAGAAAAGGAGGAUACCAACACUCAUAAAGUGGUAUACAGUUCAGUCUCGGUUAAGGGUCCACUGCAUGGUGUGCCAGUGAACGAAAAUUAUCAACCUUUGGGAGUUAUUGACCGAAAACGUCUUUCAGCAAGAAAGAACAGCACCACAUAUUGCUAUGAUUUUCCACUUGCAUUUGAAACAGCUUUGGAACAGUCAUGGGCAAUCCAACAGCCGGAAUUUCAAAGAGCCAAAGAUAAAAGUCUUCUAAAGGUAACAGAGCUUAAAUUUGCAGAGAGAGAAGGUAGCUGGGGUACUCCUCUUGUUCCUGUGGACCGUUACCCUGGACUCAAUGAUGUUGGUAUGGUAGCCUGGUUUAUGGAUAUGCGUACCCCUGAGUUCCCAUCUGGAAGAACAAUAUUGGUUGUUUCAAAUGAUGUGACCUUCAAGGCUGGUUCUUUUGGACCGAGAGAGGAUGCUUUCUUCCGUGCAGUAACUGAUCUUGCAUGUAAAAGAAAACUACCUUUAAUUUAUUUAGCAGCAAAUUCUGGUGCCCGUUUAGGUGUAGCAGAGGAAGUCAAAUACUGUUUCAGAGUUGGUUGGUCUGAGGAAUCUAGUCCUGAGCAUGGCUUUCAGUAUGUAUAUUUAACACCCGAGGACUAUGCUCGGAUUGGAUCUUCAGUCAUAGCACAUGAAUUAAAGCUUGAAAGUGGAGAAACCAGAUGGGUUAUAGAUACCAUUGUUGGCAAGGAAGAUGGCCUUGGGGUUGAAAACUUGAGUGGCAGUGGGGCUAUUGCUGGUGCCUAUUCCAGGGCAUACAAGGAAACUUUUACAUUGACAUAUGUGACUGGCAGAACUGUUGGAAUAGGUGCUUAUCUUGCUAGGCUUGGAAUGAGAUGCAUACAGAGGCUUGAUCAGCCCAUAAUUCUUACUGGUUUUUCAGCACUAAACAAACUUCUAGGUCGGGAAGUAUACAGUUCUCACAUGCAACUUGGUGGACCCAAAAUCAUGGCUACAAAUGGAGUUGUUCAUCUUACAGUUUCCGAUGAUCUUGAAGGUGUUUAUUCUAUUUUGAAGUGGCUUAGCUACAUUCCUUCUCAUAUAGGUGGUGCGCUUCCCAUUGUUAAGCCUCUUGAUCCUCCAGAAAGGCCAGUGGAGUAUUUACCAGAGAACUCGUGUGAUCCUCGUGCUGCCAUUUCUGGAACCCUGGAUGGUAAUGGAAUAUGGCUGGGAGGCAUCUUUGACAAGGACAGCUUUGUGGAGACACUGGAGGGAUGGGCUAGAACAGUUGUUACAGGAAGGGCAAAGCUUGGAGGAAUCCCUGUGGGAAUUGUUGCUGUAGAAACACAGACAGUGAUGCAAAUAAUACCUGCUGAUCCUGGUCAGCUUGAUUCUCAUGAGAGGGUCGUUCCUCAAGCUGGGCAAGUGUGGUUUCCUGAUUCUGCAACCAAAACAGCCCAAGCAAUAUUGGAUUUCAAUAGAGAAGAGCUCCCGCUUUUCAUUCUCGCUAACUGGAGAGGCUUUUCAGGAGGGCAAAGGGACCUUUUUGAAGGAAUUCUUCAGGCUGGUUCAACUAUUGUGGAGAACCUUAGAACAUACAAGCAACCCAUAUUUGUGUACAUCCCAAUGAUGGGGGAACUCCGAGGUGGUGCAUGGGUGGUUGUUGACAGUCAAAUCAAUUCAGACCACAUUGAAAUGUAUGCUGAUCGAACAGCUAAAGGUAAUGUCCUUGAGCCUGAAGGAAUGAUUGAGAUCAAAUUCAGAACAAGGGAAUUGUUGGAGUGUAUGGGUAGACUGGAUCAACAAUUGAUAACUCUGAAGGAAAAACUUCAGGAAGCCAAGAGUAACAGGGACCUUGCCGCCUUUGAAUCCCUACAGCCGCAGAUUAAAUCCCGUGAAAAACAGCUUUUGCCUGUGUAUACCCAGAUAGCCACAAAGUUUGCUGAACUACAUGAUACUUCCUUAAGAAUGGCUGCCAAGGGUGUA
Vigna umbellata (rice bean) is the source of this 5064-nucleotide messenger RNA. NCBI's taxonomy places the organism in Eukaryota, Viridiplantae, Streptophyta, Magnoliopsida, Fabales, Fabaceae. The record is from RefSeq and is a predicted model, not a curated record.